UCUGUUUUGUUCUCUCCCUGUCGAAACAAAAACUCCAAAGCUCAAUACAUACACAGGCCACACAAGCCGUCUGGAUUUCUCUCCCGCCAUUAAUCCCAAUUCUCCUUCCUCCAAAAACCCUAACCCUCGACCCUCACAUUUUCCCCCCAAAUCCAACCUCCAACUUCACACAGACCCACAAUUGCCCCUCUCGCCGGCGUGAUCGCAAUCGCGCCAUGAAUUUCCAAAUGCCACUCCAGCUGAACUCCCAGCCGUCUGAUCAAGAUCGCCGCUGAAUUCGAACUCUAAUUGCGGCCGAUCACAAUGUCUUGGGGACUGGGCUGGAAGCGGCCCUUGGAGAUCUUCCAUCUCGUGCUCACGUACGGCACCGAGGGUCCGCCGGAGACCUUCGACCGUACGUCGUCGGCGUCGUCCUCGUCGUCCUCGUCUUCCGUGGCGACGCAGGAUCAAGAAUUAGGGUAUCGGAUCGACUUGGAUUGGCAGGCUGGGGACGAUGAGGAGCAGGUGGCUCUGAGGCUCCAGUCGCAGCUAAUGGUGGCGUUGCCGAUGCCUCAGGACACGGUGGUGGUCGAAUUGAGGACCGAGGAGGCAGAGGAAGCGAAUGUGGGUGUGGACAUGAGGGUGGUGAGGCGCAGAGAGCCGUUGAGAGCUGUGACCAUGACCAAGACGGCGGGGUCCGGCCAGCAAAGCGAUGGCACUGGAGUCUUGACUCGCUUGCUGCGCUCCAAUUUCGCUUCAACAAUGCCUGCAGUUGCCGACGGCGAGGCGGCCUGCGGUGUGCAUUGGCAGUGCGUCACCGUGGUCAAUCUGAGUGGUUGUGGGUUGUCGGUUUUACCGGUAGAGCUAACUCGGCUGCCUCUUCUCGAAAAGCUGUACCUUGAUAACAAUAAAUUUUCACUUUUGCCUUCUGAGCUUGGUGAACUGAAAAGCUUAAAAGUCCUCAGGGUAGACUACAACAUGCUGGUUUCAGUACCUUUAGAGCUGAGGCAGUGUGUUGGAUUGGUGGAACUUUCAUUGGAACACAACAAGCUAGUCCGGCCUUUGCUUGAUUUCAGGGCUAUGGCUGAGCUACGAGUUCUUAGGCUAUUUGGAAACCCUCUUGAAUUUCUUCCUGAAAUCUUGCCACUCCACAAACUUCAUCAUUUGUCUCUUGCGAAUAUCAGGAUUGUGGCAGAUGAUAACUUGAGAUCAGUGAACGUGCAAAUAGAGAUGGAAAAUAGUUCUUAUUUUGGCGCGUCCAGGCAUAAGCUAAGCGCCUUUUUCUCUCUUAUAUUUCGGUUUUCUUCUUGUCAUCACCCUUUACUAGCAUCUGCACUUGCAAAGAUUAUGCAAGACCAAGGAAACCGUGUAGUCGUUGGCAAAGAUGAGAAUGCAGUAAGGCAGCUUAUAAGUAUGAUAAGCAGUGACAACCGUCAUGUGGUUGAACAAGCAUGUUCUGCUCUUUCAUCUCUUGCUGCAGAUGUUUCAGUUGCCAUGCAGUUGAUGAAAUCUGACAUUAUGCAACCCAUCGAAACGGUUUUGAAGUCUAUGCCCCAGGGGGAAGUAAUUUCUGUGUUGCAAGUUGUGGUGAAGCUGGCUUUUGCAUCUGAUGCUGUAGCUCAGAAGAUGCUGACCAAGGAUGUAUUGAAGUCUUUGAAAUUGUUGUGUGCCCUUAAAACCCCUGAGGUACAAAGAUUAGCUUUGCUGGCAGUAGGUAAUUUGGCCUUCUGUCUGGAGAAUCGCCGUCUUUUGGUUACUUCUGAAAGCUUGUGUGAACUUCUAAUGCGCUUGACGGCUGCACCUGAGCCCCGUGUCCAUAAAGCUGCAGCUCGUGCUUUAGCAAUUCUCGGGGAGAAUGGAAUCCUGCGCCGUGCCAUAAGGGGGAGACCGGUGCCAAAGCAAGGAUUGCGCAUACUUUCAAUGGAUGGUGGUGGUAUGAAAGGUCUGGCAACUGUGCAAAUUCUUAAAGCAAUUGAGAAGGGAACUGGAAAACAGAUACAUGAGUUGUUUGACCUCAUAUGCGGCACAUCAACGGGUGGAAUGCUUGCUGUUGCACUUGGCAUUAAGCUAAUGUCUUUAGACCAAUGUGAAGAAAUAUACAAAAACCUUGGAAAACUUGUCUUUGCUGAACCUGCGCCAAAGGAUAAUGAAGCUGCAAGUUGGAGAGAGAAGUUGGAUCAGCUCUAUAAAAGUUCGUCCCAGAGUUUUAGAGUUGUUGUACACGGAUCUAAACAUAGUGCAGAUCAGUUUGAGAGAUUGUUGAAGGAAAUGUGUGCCGAUGAGGAUGGGGAUCUGUUAAUAGAGUCCGCAGUUAAAAACGUUCCCAAAGUUUUUGUUGUAUCAACUUUGGUGAGCGUGAUGCCAGCUCAGCCUUUCUUAUUCCGAAAUUAUCAGUAUCCUGCGGGAACACUAGAAGUGCCUCUUGCAAUUUCAGAAAGUUUAGGAAUAACUGGACCACCUCCUGGAUGUGCUGAAGGUGGCUAUAAGCACAGUGCCUUUAUAGGAAGUUGUAAGCAUCAAGUAUGGCAAGCUAUAAGAGCGUCAUCUGCUGCUCCGUAUUAUCUUGAUGAUUUCUCAGAUGAUGUAAAUCGUUGGCAAGAUGGUGCAAUAGUGGCAAACAAUCCUACAAUCUUUUCCAUUAGAGAAGCACAACUUUUAUGGCCAGACACAAAAAUUGACUGCUUAGUUUCCGUUGGCUGUGGUGAUGUUCCAACGAAGGUGCGAAAAGGUGGUUGGCGUUAUCUGGAUACUGGUCAGGUAUUGAUAGAAAGUGCAUGCUCUGUGGAACGGGUGGAGGAAGCUUUGAGCACAUUGCUACCCAUGCUCCCUGGAAUACAAUAUUUUCGGUUUAAUCCAGUUGAUGAACGCUGUGAUAUGGAACUGGAUGAGACUGAUCCUGCACUCUGGCUGAAAUUGGAAGAUGCAGUUGAGGAAUAUAUUCAGAAAAAUUCUCUUGUACUUAAGGAUGCCUGUGAGAGACUACUUAUGCCCUUUCAACAUGAUGAGAAGUGGUCACAUGUCCCCAAGUCAAAGGCAUCAAAUGACGCAGAGGAAAAAAGUCCGUCUCUAGGUUGGAGGCGCAACGUACUACUUGUCGAAGCUUCGCAUAGCCCCAAUUCUGGUCGUGCUCAGAACCAUGGUCAUGCACUUGAGUCAUUUUGUGCUCGUAAUGGAAUACGAUUAUCGCAAAUGCAAGGCAUAUCAGGAUUUGUGAAAACGGUACCAGCAACAACAUUCCCAACGCCAUUUGCAUCACCUUUAUUUCCUCCAAGCAUUCCAUCGAGUCCACUUUUCUACAGUCCUGAUUUUGGCCCACAGAGGGUUGGCCGAAUCGAUAUGGUCCCACCUUUAAGCUUAGAUGGAAAAGGAGCUGCAUCACCACCUGAUUCUCCUUCAGGACCUAGACAGCUUUCUUUACCCGUCCAGUCAUUGCACGAGAAGUUACAGAACUCGCCCCAAGUGGGGAUUGUACAUUUAGCCCUUCAAAAUGACUCUCGUGGCUCGAUACUAAGUUGGCAGAAUGAUGUAUUUGUGGUUGCUGAGCCCGGAGAGCUUGCAGAUAAGUUUCUUCAGAGUGUUAAACUGAGUUUGAUAUCAGUGGUGCGAAACCGCCGCAGGAAGGCUGAUUCAUCUUUCGCCAAUAUUUCAACUAUUUCUGAUUUGGUUGCAUGUAGACCAUACUUCCAAAUUGGAGGCAUCGUUCACCGUUAUAUGGGACGCCAAACUCAAGUUAUGGACGAUGGCCAAGAAAUUGGAGCAUAUUUGUUUCGUAGAACUGUGCCUUCUAUCCAUUUAACACCUGAUGAUGUUCGCUGGAUGGUCGGAGCUUGGAGAGAUAGGAUCAUUAUUUGCACAGGGACAUAUGGACCUACGCCACCACUGAUUAAAGCAUUUUUAGACUCUGGCGCUAAAGCUGUUAUAAGUUCUUUAGCUCAGCCCCCAGAAACACAGCUGACAGCAGUCCAUGGAUCUGCAGAGUUCAGUGUUUUUGAAAACGGGAAGUUUGAGAUUGGUGAGGAAGAGGCCGAAGACGAAGUCGAAGAUGAGGAGGCUGAGCCUACCAGUCCGGUGAGUGACUGGGAAGAUAGUGAAAACGGGGACCGGUCUACAGGUUUUUGGGAUGACGAUGAGGAAGAGGUGUCGCAAUUUGUUUGUCAAUUGUACGAGUCACUGUUUCGAGAGGGUGUGAGCGUGGAUGUUGCUCUACGACAAGCUCUUGCCCCGCACCGGAAGUUGAGGUAUUCAUGCCAUCUUCCCAGCAUACACUAGAUUGCUAGCCAAAUCUCAUACAGGAAAAUAAAGAAAAUUGAAACAAAAAUCGUAGGAAAAUAGAAACGAGAAUAACGAGGAAAUAAGAGGAAACAUCCAAUUUUGAGGCUUACAAACAGAGAAGAAGAGUGAAAUGUUGUAACGGUGUUUGGCGUUAAUAGUAGAUAUAUGAGCUCAAAUGUUCUAACUCUCUUGUUUCCAAAUGUUUAUUUCUGCACUUACAUUAGUUAUAUGUUUGUUCCUUCAGUAAGUUCCCCAAUGUUUUCUGCCUGUGUGAAAGAGUUUGAAUAAAUGGAAGUAUGCUUGUUUUGUCGUUUUCA
Messenger RNA from Pyrus x bretschneideri (Chinese white pear), 4568 nucleotides. RefSeq names its product phospholipase A I. Gene Ontology annotation, cellular component: membrane. Gene Ontology annotation, molecular function: protein binding; glycerophospholipase activity. Gene Ontology annotation, biological process: fatty acid metabolic process. Lineage: Eukaryota; Viridiplantae; Streptophyta; Magnoliopsida; Rosales; Rosaceae. The record is from RefSeq and is a predicted model, not a curated record.